CCGCUUUAACUUCUUAUAUAUACCAUGCAAAUCGCUUCACACGUUGUCCACAAAUAUCCCGCACUCAAAGAACAUUGCGAUAUCUAUAGUAAUCGAAAGGCCAAGCACGUCUUUUGGGAAGAUCAGGUUGCUCAUAGCCUGAGUAUCGUUGACGCUGCGCCGAAUAAAUUGAUUUGGGAAUUCACAGUGGAAGAAAUUCACUGCAACCAACUUGGAAACCUGCAUGGUGGCUGCGUAGCAACGAUUAUCGAUAUCUGUAGCAGUUUUGCCAUCCUGGUGCAUGAAGGAAAGGCGAAAUGGUCGUUGAUUGGUGUGUCAACCGACUUGUCAGUGUCCUACAUGCGUGGCGUUCCUGAAGGUGUGACCAUCCGCCUUGAAUGUGAGGUUCAGCGUGUAGGCAAAACUUUGGCAAAUAUUUACACCAAAGUUUACGAUGACCACGGCAACAUAUGCUAUUCUGGAUCACACAGCAAAUACUGUAUCGACAGCCGGUUAUAAUAUUUUGUAACAGAGGCUUUGCCAAUUACGAGAUUUGACUUGGUGCUAUCCCAUAUUUUGAAACUGAUCAGAUGUUCAUACCGGUAUAUUGUCGCUUUCUACGAAUAGUGGAUCACCUAUAUGCUGGCGAGAUUCGAUAUCUUUUUCUCUUUAGAAGAAAACCUUAUUAACAAAUAAACCACAUUCACACUACCCA
Radiomyces spectabilis is the source of this 694-nucleotide messenger RNA. Its product is annotated as HotDog domain-containing protein. Gene Ontology annotation, molecular function: fatty acyl-CoA hydrolase activity. The transcript is spliced from 3 exons. The record is from RefSeq and is a predicted model, not a curated record. Lineage: Eukaryota; Fungi; Mucoromycota; Mucoromycetes; Mucorales; Radiomycetaceae. The coding region runs from base 25 to 498 and encodes 157 amino acids.